AUGCAAUCAUAUCUCCAAUACCACAGGUUUCGCCGAACCUUGGAAGCGCAAAUCGAGACAGACCGCAACUGCACACGAGCAGUCGACCGCGCGAAUCAAGACCUUCCUCCCAUCAGCACGUCAAGAGCCUCGGAUGUAGAGAAAGAUGUCGAGCGAGGUGAAUCAACCGCAUCCAGCGGCGAACACACAGCAGUCGACGAAGCCACUCUCGGAGUAACAGCAGAAGACUCAGGCCGACGACACGGCCCAGAAGAAGAGGAGGAGAAGUAUGAUGUAGGCGCUGAACACGAACCCAGCGAUCCUGGCGAAAGAAGAGAUGAACUUCCGCCAAACAGUCACGAUAUGGAAGCGCGUCGGAGAGAGGGUAGUGCAGACCUUGCGCGUGUAUCCACGACAAAGAGCGGGCGAUCGGGGCUCAGCAGAUCUGGUACUGCGCUUGGUCGCAUUCUUACAGGUGUCAAGGUGCGAAAGAGAGAAGAGCAUGAGGGUGGCGAGGGCAAUGUCUUUAUUGUCGACUUCCAAGGAGACCAAGACGACUUGAAUCCACACAAUUGGGGUUGGGGCAUCAGACUCUGGAUCACCUUCAUGGUUGCGAGUAUUGGUUUCGUGGUUGGUGUGGCUUCGUCGAUUGACUCUGUUGCCAUCCAACCUGCAAGUCAGGAGUUUGGCAUCUCAGAGGUUGCUGAGAGUCUGGCUACUGGUCUGUACCUCAUAGGUUUUGGAGCAGGUGCGCUCUUCGCUGGCCCUUUCUCAGAGACGCUGGGCAGAAAUCCCAUCUACAUUGUCACAUUGGUCAUCUAUAUGGCUUUCCUUGCCGGAGCUGGAGCUUCGCAAACAUAUCAGCAGCAAUUCGCGACUCGCUUCUUUGCUGGCUUCUUCGGAAGUACCCCUCUUACUUGUGCAGGUGGCUCACUGUCUGAUAUCUGGAAUGCAAGCGAGAGGACAUUGAUGUUCCCCAUCUUUGCCAAUGCCGCCUUUCUGGGUCCCAUUCUAGGUCCUGUAAUGGGCGGAUACAUCUGGAAGGCCGCACAUCUACGCGCUAUCACCAACGAUGAACGCUACAGAGCAGAAGUCGAAGUCCGUAUGGACCCUUUCCUCACCCGCCUCGGGCGUGCUUGUUACCGACCCUUCCUCCUCACCGCUACAGAACCCAUCAUCAUAUUGAUCGCCCUGUACCUCACCAUCGUAUACAUCAUCCUGUUCACUUUCCUCGACGGCUACGACUUCAUCUUUGGCGAAAUCCAUAGCGUAAGCAUUGGUGUCCAAGAGUUCCGCCUUUGGUACGCCAUGAUUGGCGCUCCCACCAUCCCCAUCGCCAUGUUCUGGAUGGGCUGGACAUCCUACCCGGACAUCAGUAUCUGGUCACCCCUCGGCGCCUCUGUGCUGUUCGGUUUCGGCAUCCUCUGCAUCUUCAUCAGCAGUUAUCAGUACAUUAUUGAUGCGUAUGAGAUUUAUGCUGCUUCGGCUUUGGCAUCCAUCACGCUGAUUAGAUAUGUGGCUGCUGGUGGCAUGACGGUUGUGGGUGUGCCAUUUUAUCAGAAUCUGGGCGUGCAUUAUACGUGUACGAUUUUGGCGUGUAUUAGUGCUGCUAUGGUGCCUAUUCCAUAUCUGUUUUACUUCUAUGGGCACAAAAUCAGGGCGAGGAGUAAGUAUGCUCCUGCCGAUUGA
Molecule: messenger RNA, 1668 nt
Organism: Aureobasidium vineae
Lineage: Eukaryota; Fungi; Ascomycota; Dothideomycetes; Dothideales; Saccotheciaceae
Source: the annotation of a GenBank genome assembly